This is a messenger RNA of Torulaspora globosa, 498 nucleotides long. RefSeq lists its product as uncharacterized. Lineage: Eukaryota; Fungi; Ascomycota; Saccharomycetes; Saccharomycetales; Saccharomycetaceae. The record is from RefSeq and is a predicted model, not a curated record. The transcript has a single exon. Bases 1 to 498 code for a protein of 165 amino acids.
AUGGGAGAAAGGGAAGCUAGAGCUAUUUCUAUUCUCGAAAGACUGCAAAGUGUUGAGCUUUCGCAGCGGGAAGGUGCAAUAGAUGACCUGCUUUCGAAGUGGUCGGAGGUUUUCAUGGAAGACCUCGUAUCUGAGGCGCGCUUCUGGCGUGAAGUUCGCAAAUAUGGCGCCUUAGCAAUCAAGUAUGAGACACUGAUACGCGAAGAGUUGGACAUAAGCCCCAGCGAAGACUACACAUCGCCUAGCGCCUUGUCGCCGAGCGGCUUAGAUUACAACUACCCAUUCCUUGUCGAAAGAAAGACGACGAAGGGCGAAAGGGUGCUCUUCCCGUCGUUCUCAAUCUUUGUCAAAGCUAACCCAGAGCUGACAGAGAAAGAAAGAAAUCAGGCUCUAGGGCUUGUGAGCCGCUUGGAACAAGCCAUUAUUAACGCCGGCGAUUUCUCCCAGAUGCCUCGUACUACCUCGCAGGACAAAGAGUAUGACUCUCUUGACAUUUGA